CUUUGUGGUAGUGGCCCACCCUACACGCCCCUCAUUUAGACUACCUACAGUACUUUCUUGAGAGCUCGAGAGCGUUUUGGAACAACGUUAUUGGAAUCCCACCCGUCAGUCACGCUUAAUUGUACCCGCCCUAGAACCACCGCUAGCUUGGCGUGGAGGAGAUCGCUCCGCCGCAUCUCGUCAAGACAAAACAAAAGUCCAUCCAUCCCACCUCAAGUCUUUCCCACCACCACCGUUCACCUCCUAGUCCUACAACAUCACCGGCAAAAUGAAGCUUCUCUACCCAACCUCGCUCAAGCUCGACGUAGCUAGUCUCGAGGGCUUCAGCGUCUCGCUGCACCCCUAUGACGUCAAGGCCUUGAUCCCCGAGGAUCUGAUCGACGCCGAGGUGCUCGUGACAUGGACCAACAGCGCCGAGAACCUGAAGGACGCCGCCCAACGCAUGAAGAAUCUGCGCUGGAUCCAGUCUCUCGCCGCGGGGCCCAACGAUGUGCUAUCCGCCGGCUUCCCGUCCAACGUGACAGUGACGACAGGGUCGGGCUGCCACGACCGCACCGUCGCCGAGCACACCCUCGGCCUACUUCUAGUCGCCGCCCGCCGCUUCGACGAGAUGCGCGACUAUCAAGCACAAGGGAAAUGGGCCGGCCACCUCGGCGGUCCCCAGCCUGACCGUCCUAAGGACCGCUUCACGACCCUGCGCGACGCCAACGUGCUCAUCUGGGGCUACGGCAACAUCGCCAAGACGCUCGCGCCGCACCUCGCGGCCUGGGGCGCCACAGUCCGCGGCGUAGCACGAUCAGCCGGUGUCCGCGACGGCGUCCAAGUCUUCGCCGAGGACUCUCUGCCCGAGCUCCUCCCGCAGACCGACGCCCUCGUCAUGAUCCUCCCCGGCUCCGAGAGCACCAAGAACGCGCUGAACGCCGAGCGCAUGAAGCUCCUGCCCAAGCACGCCUGGGUCGUCAACGUGGGACGUGGCACCUCGAUCGACGAGGACGCGCUGGCCGACGCGCUGCAAACGGGCGAGAUCGGCGGCGCCGCGCUCGACGUCUUCGUCAAGGAACCCCUCCCCGCCGAGUCGAGGCUGUACAAGGCGCCCAACUGCAUCGUCAGCCCCCAUGCCGCCGGUGGUAGACCGCAGGACGCGGAGGCGCUGAUCGCGUAUAAUUUGAGACGGCUCUUGGCUGGCCAGGAGCUGAAGAAUGUGAUUUAGGGAGAACCGGAAGCGCGUCAUGCAUUGUAUGAUUAUAGACGAGAUUGGAACUUUCUACGUUUCAUGAAUGGAGUUUUGGCGAUUCACGAUUUAUGUUUGACAUGUUGCAUCCCAUACUUUCCUGAUUCUCAGUUAACUAGUUCUUGAUUGAUUCGGUAUCUGUAUAAACGAAGUAACUACCUAGACGUUGAUCCA
Messenger RNA from Xylaria bambusicola, 1405 nucleotides. Its product is annotated as D-isomer specific 2-hydroxyacid dehydrogenase. NCBI's taxonomy places the organism in Eukaryota, Fungi, Ascomycota, Sordariomycetes, Xylariales, Xylariaceae. Gene Ontology annotation, molecular function: NAD binding. Bases 269 to 1210 code for a protein of 313 amino acids. The record is from RefSeq and is a predicted model, not a curated record. The transcript has a single exon.